UUCCAAAGAUAUCCUUUGAAUUGCGACAUUGCAGCGUCCAAGAUGGCAAUUCGUACAGUGUUCCUGGCAGUGCUUCUGCCAUACUGCAUCAUCGCUUUGCCGACUGGGCCACCGGUAGGGCACCAUCCCGAGGUCUGCACCAGCAUGUCACCGGGGGAUCACCAUCCUGGCAACACGGCCACUGGCCCUGCACCUUACACCAUUGUGGUCACUUUUCUUCGUUUCGUCACAACAGUGACAGUCCGUGCAGCCAAUCAGGGUGUAACCUUCGCCGGUUUCUUCGUUCAGGCAAGAAGCCAAUCAGACUCGGCUAAGACGGAUGCUCUUGGAACGUUCAGCAGCGUUCCUCAAAGAUCGCAAGUUCUUGCCUGCACCUCUGCCGCGGGAGCCUGGUCCCACAACAACAAGAAUGCCAAGAGGGAGAUAACUGCAACGUGGAUGCCGCCAUCCGAUGAUCAAGGAUCUGUUGCAUUCCAGGCAACCAUCGUGAGGGGUCCAGCCAGCGUGUACUGGAAAGGCGUGAAAUCACAGUCUCUGUCGUACAGUGCUGCUCCUAGUCUGGGUAUGUAUACGGCAGGCCUGUGCCUUGGAGUUUGGGGGAUUUCCCAGAAGGAGGUUCGUUUCAAGCAGCAACUUCCUCUUGACUUUUGCCGUGUUCUGGGCGAUGAUGGCGUGACUGUGAUUAACGGUGGACGUCUAUACCGCCCUCUUGUGAUAUCAUCUGGACAAAAAUAA
This is a messenger RNA of Patiria miniata (bat star), 735 nucleotides long. Its product is annotated as putative defense protein. Bases 43 to 735 code for a protein of 230 amino acids. The record is from RefSeq and is a predicted model, not a curated record. Lineage: Eukaryota; Metazoa; Echinodermata; Asteroidea; Valvatida; Asterinidae. The transcript is spliced from 5 exons. Gene Ontology annotation, molecular function: oxidoreductase activity, acting on metal ions.